UUUAUACUAUGGGCACUACGGCUCCCGUUGUGAUAACACCGUCGUCAGAAGGUUGCUUAUCUCCUGCUCCCGAUCCAUACAAAUCCAUGAUGCAUUUUACUCAUGUUUUGACGAUUCCUUUGUAUCUCACUGCAAUAUAUGCUCUAAUAAACAAUUGCCCAAAAACUCUGAAAGAAUACCGGAAAUAUCUUUUAUGGCAUACAUUGGGAAAUCUUUUAUUCGAACUCUACAUUUCUUUGUUCAUGCUUCCGGUAACCUACCUACCAUAUCCAGUUUUUCGUGGAGCCGGAUUUUUGAAAUAUCUAGAUAUCAGUGGGCUCAUUCAAUUUUAUCUGCUUGUUAUAUGUUUGAUACACACAGGAUUAUCGAUUCUCGAGAUGUUCAAGUAUCGUUUCAAUUCGACAAUUAGCGAUGAUACGUUGAACAAGAAAGUUCUGAAUUAUAUCGUGAUGUUUUUCUGGGUGAUUGUGAUUAUUAUUCCAGUGUUCUGUUUUGCAACUCUUCCCAGAUGUCAUCCAAAGCAAGAUCAUUAUAAACAAGAUUUAUAUGAUAAAAAUCCUGGAAUAUCUAUCCACGUGUUAUGCAAUACCGUUGUGACUGCACCACCUCUUAUUGACCCAGUAUUCACUCCACUUAUGACACUUAUUAUGAUGGCAAUGCUCCUUGCUGCAACCAUAAUCCCACAAACAUUUUUAACAAUCUGGAAGAAACUUGACCAACUUUCGAAACACUUAUCCAAAAAGACCAUACAACUGCAGAAAAUGUUGCUGACUAGUUUGUUCAUUCAAGCCGUCAUUCAUGGAGUUAUGCUAGGUGCACCACUAAUUGGAUUUAUCUACGCAGUUGUAUUUGUACUGCCAUAUAAUUACAUUGCCUACAUGCUUCUUCUACUUAUAUCCUUUCAUGGUUCAUUUUCGACAAUUGCAAUGAUAGCUUUUACUAAACCAAUUCGUGAAGGAGUCAAGUCCCUGUUUCAGUCGCUAUUCCCAUUUUUAAUACUUUCGGAACCUCGAACUGAAAAGAUCAUGGUAGUUACAUCGACAACGUCAGCUUCCACAAAACAAAGGGAUAGCAUUUUCAUGUCUAAUAAAAAUAGUUUUCUCAGUGUCUAAUAAAUUGACUCUCCAAAAAAUCAUUU
Caenorhabditis elegans is the source of this 1138-nucleotide messenger RNA. RefSeq names its product Serpentine Receptor, class H (gene srh-15). Bases 9 to 1112 code for a protein of 367 amino acids. The record is from RefSeq and is marked reviewed. The transcript is spliced from 6 exons. Lineage: Eukaryota; Metazoa; Nematoda; Chromadorea; Rhabditida; Rhabditidae.